AUGGUAACUCACAAGCCUCUCCCCACACCAUCUCCGGAGAAGGAAGAUGAGCUCUUCGUAUCAGACACGGACGACGCCAAUGUCGAAGCCCGCACAUCGGAGCCACCGCGCAAUCUGAAGCAACCACUCAAACUGCUCAAGAAAGCGCCCAAGCGAAGCUACGAUUUUUCUUAUGCCACAUAUCUGGAAGAAGGCUUGUCGAUCACAUCGGCCGCAUAUGAUCCCCGACUGGUCAAGCUCAAAGAGGCGCUCGCGCAGAUUGGCCUCGAUGUCACAGAGCUUAUCCCUGAGGGAGAUCUGGUGAAAGCGGUAUUUGCCCAUCUGUUACGCACCGCAGCCGCGCUCAAAAUUGCACCUUCGAAGCGUAAGCGACAUAUCUGCUUAGUGGGCGAUUCCGGAGCUGGGAAGAGCUCCAUCAUCAAUUGCAUCCUCGGAAUACCUGAACUGGCGUUGGUUUUGGGGCUGGCAAAAAGUGUCACGAUGGUAGCAACCUCUUACGAGUCCGCGUUCCCAUGGCAGACGAAGCGAUUCGCUGCGCGCAUCGUCCUCCUCUCCCAUCGUGAGAUUCGGGCGAAGUUGCGAGGUCUGUGCGCAGAUUAUUUCAGUUACCAGCUGGAGCUAGUAGAAGUCCGAAAAGUGGCUCAAGCGAGAGCGGUGAAGACACUGGACGUGGAAGACAAUGAGGGCGAUGCCUCAAAAGCUGAGCAGCCUUCUGAAGUUCGGGAAACUAAACGCGAAGCUGCCCAAUCUGCAUUCGAGGUCUUCCGCUCCCUGUUUCGCAAACGUGAGAAGGAAUUCGGAAAUGAUGAGCGCGGCAAGGAAUUCCUGCGAUUGGCCGAUGGCAAGCUUGAGGAAACUGUCAAUGAGUUCAUGAAAUGGUGCACUGAUCUUCUACCGAAGGCCACGGAGCAACCAGCGAACAGCAACAGCAGGAAAAAGACGAACUCCGUCCAACUUGAGGCUGAGACCCAGGAAAAGCUGCACACGCAGCUUCAGAUGUACGCCGAGUCCGAGCAGACCCUGUCCAAGACUCCAAAUUCCUCCCUCUGGGCACUUGUCAGUAAGAUCCACAUAGGCAUCCGCGACGUGCCUAUUCUGGAACACGCGAUCUUCGUAGACUGGCCAGGGGCUAGUGACAAAAACUCUCUGCGUGCGAAGGCUUCGAAUCAACGUGUAUCAGACUGCGAUGAGAUAUGGAUCGUCGGUCAAAUCAGCCGUGUCACUACGAACAGGACCGUAGCUGACGCUUUGCACCGAUAUGCGGCGAUCAAACCAUGUGCGAUUGUGUGUACUCACAUAGACACUGUUGCAGACAACACCGAACACCUAGCACACUUGCAGGCACAGGGCUUCCAGGAUUCCGCCUACACGAAAGAGUGUGCGCGGCGCGAAACGCUCGACACAACAAUCCGUGCCCGGAAGGCAGAUCUGAAAGAGCAUGAAGAGGCGAUCUCGAAUGGCCAAAUUGUUGUGAUCGUUGAAGAUGAAGAGUACCUGUGUGAUGGCACAGAGGAGGAGUUGCAAAUCGCCAGGAACAGAAUCAACAGCGACAAUGCGGCAUUGAAGAAGUUGGAAAAUGAGCUUGCCGAAGCCGAUGCAUCGAUCAUUAACCGUGGUUGGGAUGUUCACGAAUUAUUCUUUCGCAGCAUGUUGAAAUCUGCGCUGGCGGAAAUGGAACUGAAUGCAAGCAUGUUCUUCGUCUCGAAUGAGCACUACAUGGGCUGCAGAGGCGCGAAGUCCGUCAAAGGCAGUCUUCUCGAGCUGGGGCGCACUGGAAUUCCGGAGCUGAGACGUCACAUAUUGAGAGCGACUGAGGCCGAUGAAAUGGCAGCGAUGCAGGAGUACAUUGCAAAAGUUGAGAUAUUUCUUCGCGGUCUUAACGUCGUUGCCAAUCCCGAGCACGAAAAGGAGAACCGCAAGGUGCUCCUGACUAUCAAAGAGGGCAAAGACAAGAUCAGCGAUCUGAAACACGGCGAUUAUAUUGCGGCCUUGGAACACACUCUUGAACAAAGCUUCGAGCGUCCUGUUGUUAGACGAAUGGAUGAUCUGGUCACAAACGCUACCGAGAUCGCCGCCGGGAAGAUCAAUUGGCAGGCGUCGACACUCAAAGCCUUUAUCGCCAACGCCGGCUUGCACAAUACGCCAAAGGUCGGGCGACACAAUUGGAAUCGAGCAUUCUUUGCCGAUUUUAUUAACAACAUCCUUGCGAACUGGGAUACAUUCGUGAAUGAGGAGGCCGACGCUUUCACCAAGCUUCAGGAAAAGUUGUUGGAGGAAAUUCGAGGUGUUAUCGCGAGUUCGAACGGGCGUCGCGCCGCCAAACAACUAGGCGACAAGACGGGCCAAUUUCGUGAGUUGAUCGAGGCCAAGAUCGAAGAAGCAGAGCGUCUCUGCGAGAAAGCAAGGAGAGAGUAUGCGAUCAAGCUCAUGUCGAUCAAGACCGAGGCAACGACGCCUGGAACGAAGCCUCAGAAAAGCUACAUCGACAAGGCAAUGGACCACGGCUACGAUUCGUGCAAGCUCGUCAAAGGAAGAGGCUAUCGCAGAAGCGUCAUCAACACACUCAAGAGUUACGUAGCUAAGAGGAGCAAGAGUUCACCGUUCAGAAGCGUCGUGAUCGAUAUCAAGACUGCAGUUGAGGAAGAUGCUAACGCGCAGGUCGAGGUCCUGGUUGAUGCAGUCGAAGGCAUCUUCGACGACAUCACAGGUUGGCUCGAAAGCGUUUUCGCGGAGCAGGCGGGCGAUGCAGUUGCUCCAGUUGUUCGAAAGGGACUUCAAAAGUACCUUCCGGAUGCUCUGCAGAGACACCAGGAUAUCAAGACGCGGCUGGACGAGAUCAUCAAGGAGUAUCAGAACGCGACAUAG
This is a messenger RNA of Cercospora beticola, 2865 nucleotides long. RefSeq lists its product as uncharacterized. NCBI's taxonomy places the organism in Eukaryota, Fungi, Ascomycota, Dothideomycetes, Mycosphaerellales, Mycosphaerellaceae. The record is from RefSeq and is a predicted model, not a curated record.